AUGGGACAAAGAAGUGGACGUCAAGAAGGAAGCAAGGAACCAGAGGUGGCACUAAGCGAGACCAUGGAGGCAGAAAUGGAAGUACAAAAUAAUGAAGAGGAAAUUGAAGAGGUGAAGGCCAAAAACCAGAAGUUGACAUCAGUCUUUGGUGUGGCAGACUUAAAAAAUGAAGCUGUUGGACUGUACAACCUUGGACAGACCUGCUGUCUGAACUCUCUGCUCCAAGUGUUCCUCAUGAAUAUACGUUUCACAAGGAUACUCCGAAGGAUCACAGUGCCAUCAUCUCCUACACAGAGGAGGAAUAAUGUCCCAUACCAAAUGCUCCUGCUGUUGGAGAAGAUGCAGUGUGACAAGCGCAAAGCUGUUCAUCCCACAGACCUGGCUUACUGUCUUUCAGAGCACAGAAUGAAAUUGUUUGUGCAGUAUGAUGCUGCUCAGCUCUUUCUGACUCUCUGGAAUUUGUUAAAGAAGCAGAUGAAAAAGCCAGAGCUGGUUGAAGAACUGAGUGAUUUGUACAUGAUUUGCAUACAGGAGCAUCUGGCCUGUCAGAAAUGCUCUUUUCAAAAAAAGAUCAACAGCACCAUGUUAACCCUUCCACUCCCAGUGUUGGAUGCCAAUUCUCACAGGCUGAAGACUCUGGAGGAGUGUCUGCAAUACUUCUUCCUUCCAGAGGAGCUGACUGGCCAAAACAUGUGUUUCUGUCAGCAGUGUGGAAGGAAAACACCUUUUCUGCAGAGCAUGAAGCUUGUGCAUCUGCCACAGACUCUGACCUUGCACCUAAAGCGCUUCUGCUUUGAAAGAUCCUCUCACAUGCACAAGCUGAGUCACUCCCUGCCAUUCCCACAAGAACUUGAUUUCAGGGAAGUCUUGACAGAAAAUCAGUGGCAAGCAGAUGACAGUGAAAAGGCUACGUGGCAGUAUGAGCUUUUUGCUGUGGUUGCUCAUUCAGGAUCAACUAGUUGUGGCCAUUACUGUGCCUACAUUCGGAGCCUCACAGAGUGUAAAUGGUAUUGCUUCAAUGAUUCUGAGGUUUGCCAGGUGUCAUGGGAUGAUGUUAAAUGCACCUAUGGACGUUCCAACCUCAACUGGAGAGAAACAGCCUAUCUCCUGUUUUACAUGAAAAAGCACCCUCAGUAGCCCUGUCCAGGAGUAUCAGAAUGUCUCUGAAAGCUGUCCAUUGUCCAUGGAGCUCAGCACCUCUGUGCCAGUGUGGACAUGUACAAAUGUUUCACAAGAAAACAUUCUGCACUCAGCAACUUCGGUCUUCACAUUUAUUUAUGAAAAAAGUGCAGCAGACACAGCUAGAGAAAGGAUCUAGAAACUGUUGUAACUAGAGAGCAUUUAUUUAAUGUAUUUUUUUAUUUUUAUGUGACUUCAUAUGUUCAUUUCCUCUUUAAAAGAUGGUGAAGUUAGUCCUUGUCUCUGCUGCUUUACCAUUUUCCUUAAUGCUGAUGCCUGGAUUCCAGUCCAGGGGAAGUGUUUGGCCUGAAAGCCUGUGUGAUGUUCCAAGGA
Molecule: messenger RNA, 1512 nt
Organism: Cinclus cinclus
Lineage: Eukaryota; Metazoa; Chordata; Aves; Passeriformes; Cinclidae
Gene: USP18
Product: ubiquitin specific peptidase 18
Exons: 10
Coding region: 1-1137 (378 amino acids)
Biological process (GO): protein deubiquitination
Cellular component (GO): cytosol; nucleus
Molecular function (GO): cysteine-type endopeptidase activity; cysteine-type deubiquitinase activity
Source: RefSeq, a predicted model, not a curated record